Messenger RNA from Culex pipiens pallens (northern house mosquito), 6666 nucleotides. RefSeq lists its product as uncharacterized. Gene Ontology annotation, molecular function: protein binding. Lineage: Eukaryota; Metazoa; Arthropoda; Insecta; Diptera; Culicidae. The transcript is spliced from 3 exons. The record is from RefSeq and is a predicted model, not a curated record. The coding region runs from base 2609 to 6478 and encodes 1289 amino acids.
GUUAUUCGAUUGUUUCAGUAUCAUUAAUUGUGUUUUUUAUUUGCAUAUUUUUUCAAAAGAUUUUUUAUGUAGAUUUCAAAAUAUUUUAUUCAAAUCAUCAAAUAAAUUAAUGUUUGAACAUGAUGAUUGUGUAAUGUAUACCGGAAAACUUAAUUCCAUAAUGUGCUAACAAUUUCAAAGGGCAAAAGUUUGUGUUUUAAGUCGAUUUAAAAUGUUUUAUGGUUUGAAAACCAAUUGGACAACCAAAAAUGGUUUUAUUCCAUUUGUUAAACAUUUUCAAAAUCGGCAAACAAUAUUUUUCAACAUUGACAGUAGGAGCGAUAGUCCCAGAGCAAUUGAGCAAUGCCAACCCAAAACAAGAAUUGUAUAGGUACUUUCUUACUCGACCCUCUCCGAUUUCAAUGAAUCUCGAGAUUGACAUUUGAGAAGGGCGUAAGUAUUUUUUUUUGUAUUUCGUAAUUUUAUUAUAGCUGUAUCUCAAAUUUGAAGUUGAGCAUGAGUAAUUUAUUUCGUUAAAAAAAAUUCUGAUGUGGCCUUAAAUGUUAAAAAACCAGACGAAACAUGCCAGAUAGAGUAACUCUCCAAAAAAUACAAAUAAAAAAACAUUUGUUAAAACUGCGUUUUUGAAAAGUAGCUCAAAUGUAAUUUUUAUAAUAGCUGGAAUAGAUUCUUUAGACAAUUUUACAUAAACGUCUCCAUAUUGACCAUUGUCCUAAAUCCAACCCUAGUAAAGAUACAGUGGUUUUAAAAUAAAGGGGUUGAAAAAUCAGAUAUUUUGGGCAUUUUGUGAUUUUUAGCCUUUUUCUAUAUGUGAGCCUAGAUUUUUCAGUCUCGAAAAUAUUUUCAACGGAAAGCUCGCCCAAUUUCUCAUUAGUUUGCCUUUGACAGUACAAAAUUUAACAAAAAAAAAACAGUUUUAAUAAAUAAUAUUUUCUUAGGAGAGUUGCCCCAUCCUGCAUUUUUCAUGACAUCUUGUGCUAUUUUCACAAAAAUUUGGAACGAAAAAAAAUCGUUGACUUUUGAACUGUAAAUUUUACUGUGAAAGUAGAAUUACAAAAUAUACUUGGAUUAAAGUAUAAUUGUUAGUCUCAAAAAUCAGACCUUUUUUCAGUGUUGUUGAAAUAUCAAACUAUCAGCUCUCAAUUAUCAUCCCUGAAUACUCAUGCCCAAAAUACAACUGCUCUUCUCUCCGUAUUGAAACUCUCAGCGCCGAACAUAGCCGAAAACAUUUUUGUGUUUACACACUCGCGUUUGACAUUCUCCUUUUCUCUCUCAUUCCCGCUUUCACGAUCAUUCCACCGCAACAACGAUCAACCUCAAAAGCCGUUACAAAACCAAUUUCGCAAGCGUAGUUUCACAGAACGUCAUGCGUGGUCGGCUCCUAAUCCGCCGUUGCGCGUUCUUUCAUUACAGUUUUCGGAGAGACUCGGAGACUCAGCGGUGAGAGCGGUAAGUCGAGGAAAAGGAGAGGAGUGAUAGAGAGAGAAUGCCAUCGCUGGGAAUAACGAGACACAAGAAGAGAUCUUACAAGCUAUAGUGACGGUCGCUAUACUCUAUGAUGGUUUUGGUGUAGAGAUAAUCAAAUCGUAACUUUUCUAUCACCUAUUUGCAACAACGCCUUUUUUAAAUAUUUCAAAAUUUGAAUCUUCUUGACAUUCGCCACGAUAGUUUUUUAAGCAUAAAUUUUGAGGUACAGUCAUCCCACAUAUUCGGAACACCCACAAAUUCGGAACACUUUUGUGGUAAUUUGUCAAUAGAAUGCAAAAUGCAACUUUUCUGCCGACCUUGCUAUUUUUAAGGCCUUUAUUUGGACAUUCUCUUGCUAUUUCACCAGUAAAAGUAAUACUUUUCAAACAAAAACUGCAUUUCAAGACUAUUUUAUCCAGAGCAGCAAAAUACUGCCUCCAAAUUGCCCGUUCCAUGAUUGUGGGAUGUUUUUGUGUCUCCCACAAUUGUGGAACACCUGAAUUUAACUGAUAUUUUCACAAAAAAGUUAUCAGACCAUUCAUAAAACAUCACUAACCAUGAGUUCUGUUGGUUUCAGAGUGCAAAGUCAUUAUUUUGUAAAAAAUAUCUACACCUGGAGAGAAAAAAAAAGUUUGUUUACAUCGUAAGAAAAAAGUGUUCCGAAUUUGUGGAUUUUAAUGGUCAAUGUUUUUCUUCGAAAACUUGAUAUAAAUCGUAAAAAUGUACAGCCGGUCUAUACAUCAAUCGGAAGAUCGCAAGAAAAGCUAUCACAUGAAGGUAAAAGCAAAUCAUUAUGUUCAAUUAUCGAUUUUAUAUGAUUUAUUGAACAUUGGUCGAUCUGUAAACUGUUCCGAAUAUGAGGGAUGAGUGUACUUAUAACUAAAUUUAAUUAAAUUUUCAUUAGAGGCUUAUGGGACUUAUGGAAUGACCUUCCUAGUGAAGUGUAAAUAUUGCAGAUCUGGAUGACAUAUUUAUUGUCAUACACACUUAAUGAUUCAACCAGAUAAGAUUAAAACGGAAAUGGUUUUAUCAGAUGAUUUCCCAAGCUAUUGCCAAAUUUGCUGGUUGAUAAGUCCCAGACAAACGAUACAACGAUUCAGUCUUCGAUUGAGCGCUUGUGAGGCAAACGUACCCAAAAAAAAUGCAUCCGUUACAAACCGAUCCCGGUAAGCUCGUUGAGGCUAAUCUCUCCAGCAGACGCAACAGUAUUUUCAACAGACAGCUACUGAUUGCCGCAGAUGGUGGAGAUAUUGGUACAAUCAAAACCCUUAUCGAAUCCGGUGCCGACGUGGACUUUGUAGAUAACGACGGAAAUACGGCGUUGCACUAUGCGGCUUCGAGGGAUAGGCUUGAGGUGGUCAGAUUGCUGGUGCAGCAAAUGACGGAUGUGAACGUUGAAAACAAUUGCAACCGGAUGCCGCUGGAUCUUGCGCGGAAACGGGGCGAUGUUGUGAUUGUGGACGCAAUUGAAGAGCAGAUAUUGAAGAACUCACUAGCGGUUCUGAAGGAAAGGUGUCCAGGAAGGCAACAGCAGUCUCAUCUGAAGCCACAAAAGAUCCACUUUGUCGAGAAUACCUUUUCUGGAAAAUAUUUUACCAAGUUGUCGUUCAAGGACGUAGAGAACAUCUUGGACAUGUUGUAUACAAAAAGCGAAACUGAAGUUAUGUUUGGUGCAGUGAAAGUUGAAUGUUUAAGUGAAACAAUUAAGGAAAGUCUGAAAACAAACAAAACUUGUGUAUUUUUAGUUGAACUAAACGAACAGCACUGGGCAACGAUAGUUAAAUUCACUAACGCUGAUAAAAAAUCAUUUCGAUACAUUUGUUGCAACCACAAAGAUAGUAACCAUCAAGUGCUGUUAAAAGUUAUAAAAGAUUUGCAAAUAGUUGACCAUGAACAAUACAAUUUUCCACAAUGUAACGUCAAUGAUUCGGCCAUAAUUGCUACUAAAUGUGCCGAAUUUGUAUAUCACGACAAAUUGUAUGAUGUGAGCAAGCUUGAGAAAAUAAAUACCAAAGAAGAAAGAAUACUUUUUGCUAACUUGCUAAACGAAAAGAAAAGGACAGAGGAGAAAAUUCAAUCCUGUUUGCAAUCAUUGAAACAAUGGAACCAAACUUACGAUCGCAGCGAAUUUAAUUUCAAAAAUUCUAACAUUUUUGUAUUGUUUUUGGAAACAUUUGCUUUGGAAGACACUUAUCCGGUAUUCCCAAGUAAUGGUGAAGAAGAAAACAAAGACAUGUUGAAAAAAAUCAAGAAAAUUAAAAAAGAGUAUUUUUCGCACUUUUAUUUUAAACCCAAAAAUCACAAAACCGAAGGACAGCCAGAUUUGGGGCUCAUAAGUGAUGCCAGAAGUAGUAUUCUGCAUGGAAGUCGAAUCGUGACUUCUGAGGAUUUUAGUAAAUUUGUCGGCGAAGGAAUAAGCGUUAAAGAUUUUUUCCUCAAAUUGGAAAAGUUCACAAAUAAAAUACAUAAUAAAUUAAAAGGUAAAUGUGGCCUGGUGCAUCAUACUCUGAAGUGUAACUCAUUUUUAGCACCGAAAGAUUCGUUUAAAGAACAAGGAACAAAAGAAGGAGAGCAGGAAUUUCUUGAAUCAUUUGUAACUCAAUUGUACUCCCCAGAAAAAGAAUUAAAUUAUGAAAUGUUAGAGGAGCUAAUGUUUAAUUUAGCGGUUAACGUGAUUCCAUUGUUGGACAACAAAAAGCAAACUUUUAAGCCGCUAAGUUUAUUACGAAACAGACUAAUUCAUGACUUUCAUAAAUACAGUGAUAAUCAGGAGCGAUUAAGGGAACUAAAGCAUCUUGCCUUGGAUUUAAAAUCAAAACUCUAUAAAUAUUUCUACGCCAGCAAAAUCCAUAAUGCAUUGAAAAGCACUUGCCUUCACAAAACUAGCGAGCAAAUCAACUUUGAACUAAUUAGAACAUUGCGAAAUUUCGAGGAAAACUUCGCCAACAAAACCAACGUCGUUGCAGCAACAAACGCAAAUAGUUUUGAAUUUGUUUUUGAACAGUCUAUUUUUUCAGAAAGGAGGGAAGAAAUCGAAAAACUAGUGCAUCAAUAUUGCAAAUUUAUUAUUCCCAUUGAACAUGAUCUUGAAAAUAAAGGUGCUUUGACAGGUGAAGAUGAUGAUAACAAUUUAAUUAAUUUGCAAAAAAGAGAGCUUUUUGAGGAAUUCUUAAAAAUUAAAGAUAACUAUUCUCAACACUGUGAAGAUGUCAGACAGGAGAAGCUUAUUGAGUUAAAAAAUAAGUUAAUCAUCUUAGGUAUAAGUGAACAUACCAUCACCAAAAUCUGGGAUUGUUAUGUUAACAAUGACCAUGUUUUUGAAGCGGAUACUGAAAGAGAGAUAAAACGAAUAAUCGACAGUAUUGCCGUUAUAAAACAUGUGCUGGUGAAUCACACGGUGCCUUUCGAAACUGUUAUGUCUUCAUACGAGAUGAACGACUACAAAAGGAUGAAAGAACAGGUCGAAGGUAAUCAUAACGCAGACGAUAUAAUAGAUAAGUUCAAGUGCCUUCCUAGAGGAAAUUGUUUAAUGAGUAUUGGUGGAGAUGAAGUCAAAAUCAAUGUUGUCACCACUAUUGUUGGGGCAAUGAAUCUUUUUUAUAAAUGUUAUAAUAAAUACCGAAUUAAAUUCAACAACGCCAUUGAAGCAUUCAGUGAUGAAUACUUUCUCAGCAAAUUAGUAGAAAUAGACAUUAAAUUUAAUCCGGAGACUGAAUUAUAUGCGUUUUUGAUAGUGAAAAAGUUGUUGCAUAUUGAGUACACUGCCCCAUAUAUUGUGAAGGUACUUGAAGCAUUUCCGAACGUUCUGAUCGAAAAGGAAGAUUUGAAGAAAUUACUCGAAAAUCUUUGCGAAAAAGAUUGUCGUCUGCCAUAUUUGACAACUUUGGUAGAUGUUAGAAAGUCCGAUUCAAAUUUCAAUAUAUUCGAGGAAAUUUUAUCUUUAACUUUUAAAAUGGACUCCCUUAGUUCGAAAAUCUUGAAGCAUGUAAUGCAAGGAGCAGACAAUAUUGAAGGAAUUCUAAAGGUUGCGUCCGGCGGAGCAACAUUGUCCCAACUACGGCUUAUUUUUCUAACAUUACAAGGAGUCCUUAUCGAGUUGAUAUUUGAGAACAAGUUCACAGUAGCAGAAAAGAUAGUAGACCUUGAAAUAAUGCAAACACUUCGAGCGAGUUCAGUGGAUAGAGAAUUGACCAUAAUUUUCAACGAUUUAUUAUUAUUGGCUGCAAAAAUUAAAAACUUUUGUGGUAAAGACAGAAAUUUGCCUAAAUUAUACCAACAAUCUUUAGAUUUGCUAGGAAGCAUUAAACAUCCCAGCAAUUUGCAGGUAUUGCUCAGCAUGAGCCGAAGAGCAUAUACGAAUCAGUUAUUGAAUGAACUGGACGAAGCCUAUAUGGAAUAUCAACGUUUAUAUGAAGAGAUCAUAAAGUAUUGCUUGGACAUCAAUGAUUUGCCUAAACACGACGCCUCUGAGUUGCUUGAAAAAGUUUUAAAGACAGAUAAAUAUUUGAAUUUGAUGAUCGAUUCCGACCACGAUCAAAAAUAUUUGACCCUCUCGAGGAUUAAAGCUUCCAUGGCAUUCAUACUAGAAAUUCAACGGAAAUAUAAAGCAGCACUGUGCAUUUAUAGAGAUAUAUAUUGUACUCUAAGCAGCUUAGGAGAACCUAAAAUAAAUAUUUCACGCUCACUUAAAAGUAUCGCAAGAGUGGAAAGUUUUAUUGGAAAGAUUUAUUGCGAAGAAAAAACAUACGACUCGUUGAAAAUGGCUUCUGAAUAUUACAUGGAUUCUUUAAUUUCAUAUAUCAAAUUGCUAAAAAUUUAUAACACCUUAUAUGGUAGCAUCCAUCCCACUAUUCAGGCCACAAGUAGGCUAGUUAAGUUUAAUGUGCUUAAGCCCCUUAGAAAUGUUUGCAUUCAUCUGGCACAGUGCCGAGAAACCGAUGAAGCUACUAGGAGAGAUAUUUACAAUAAAACGGAAAAACUUAAGGAAGAACUAAAACUAAUUGAGUGUUGAUUCAAGGCAGCAUCAGCUUUGGCCACUUAUUUAAAAAGCACUUAACGACGUUUUAAAUUUAUUUUAAGUUUAUGUUUAUAUAAGAAUCAAUAAGUAGACUUUUACAACAACCUAUAAAUUGAACAUUUAAAAUAAAUCAUAAAAAAAAAAACAUUUAUAUUGCAACAUGUGAUUCGGUUUUAACCAUU